CCAAGGCCCAGGCGGGGAACGGAGGCCGUCCCGCCCGAGCCGCCCGCCGCAGCGCCCUGACGGGAAGGCGCCGCCGCCGCUCGGCAGCGCCCCGCGCCCGGAGCGGGGCCACCGGGUGCCGCCGCCCCGCACCCGCGGGAGUCGGUGCCGCCGCGCCUGGGCACCCGCCGAGAUUGCUUUUGGAGGAGCGGACCGCAGUGGGGGCGAGGAGGAGGAGGAGGCGGGCGACAGCCCCGGAGGAGGCGGCCGCCAGUGCGGGGCGGGCGGCGGCUCGCCGGGGCGGCGGGGGAACACCAUGUCCAAGCCGGUGGAUCACGUUAAGAGGCCGAUGAACGCCUUCAUGGUGUGGUCGCGGGCGCAGCGACGAAAGAUGGCCCAGGAGAACCCCAAGAUGCACAACUCGGAGAUCAGCAAGCGCCUGGGCGCCGAGUGGAAGCUGCUGACCGAGUCGGAGAAGCGGCCCUUCAUCGACGAGGCCAAGCGGCUGCGGGCCAUGCACAUGAAGGAGCACCCCGACUACAAGUACCGGCCGCGGCGGAAGCCCAAGACGCUGCUCAAGAAGGACAAGUUCGCCUUCCCCGUGCCCUACGGGCUGGGCGGCGUGGCGGACCACGAGCACCCGCACGGGCUGAAGGCGGGCGGGCUGCAUGCCGGCGCGGCCGGCGGGCUGGUGCCCGAGUCGCUCCUGGCCAACCCCGAGAAGGCGGCAGCCGCCGCCGCCGCUGCCGCCGCUCGCGUCUUCUUUCCCCAGUCGGCCGCCGCCGCUGCCGCCGCCGCCGCCGCGGCCGCCGCUAGCAGCCCCUACUCCCUGCUGGACUUGGGCUCCAAAAUGGCCGAGAUCUCAUCAUCCUCCUCUUCCUCGGGCUCCGGGUUGCCCUACGCCUCCUCGCUGGGCUACCCCGGCGCCGGCGGGGCGGGCGCCUUCCAUGGGGCCGCCGCUGCUGCCGCCGCCGCCGCCGCCGCCGCCGGGGGGCACACGCACUCGCACCCGUCGCCCGGUAACCCGGGCUACAUGAUCCCCUGCAACUGCAGCGCCUGGCCCGGCCCGGGGCUGCAGCCGCCGCUGGCCUACAUCCUCCUGCCGGGCAUGGGCAAGCCCCAGCUGGACCCUUAUCCCGCAGCCUACGCCGCGGCCCUAUGACCCGCGGCCGGAGGAUGCCCGCGCAGAGCUCCGGUGCCCGUCUGGAUGGCUGCCGGCGCAUACCUGCGGACGGCGAGCGGGGCGUGUCACCGCCGGGACCGCGGCGGGUGACCGGGGCAGGCGAUGGGGCAGCGCCGGGGCGGUGGACGACCUGUUGCGCGUCCCCUGCUCGCUGCCCCGGGUAGAGCUUGUGUGUGUUGCAUGCGGUCUGUGCAGAUAGCCCAGCUGAAACAGAAGAGAUAAAAAGAGGAAAGAAAAUUUUAAAAAGAAGAAGAAAAAAAGAAAAGAACCUCUCCGUCCUGCCCCUCAAAGUGUGUGUUCGGGACAGACACAGGGUGUAGCACCCAUCCGCCGGCUCCGGUUUCUCCCUCCCUGGCUGCUCGCGCCCCGCGCGGUGCUCGCUCAGAACAGUCCCGCUGUAGCAUCCCGCCACCGAGAGGAGAGACAGGGGUGGCUGGAGGGUAGUGAGGCCCCGGCUCGGCACGGCAGUGCCAGGUGCGGCCCCGGGAAGGGACAGGGUGGCUCUGUCCUUUUUUCGUAGCCCCUCUUGGGAUCCACGCGAAGAAGAAUGUCGGCGGUGUGGGAUGCUGUCCGUCCCGCGUGGGUUUCUGCCCUCCGCUGUUACGGGAUGCUGAGAAGCGCGGGUCACGAUUUCCGUAGGAUAAGACGCGUGACUCGGACCCCAUGUGUCUCCCCCCACCCCUCCCCUCCACUAAUUAAAUCUCACCCUCAGACUGUAAAUUUGUAUAUCUCUGUGGAAAUGUUAGGUCUCGGAUGGAAAACUCUGUUAGUUACUUCGCCCACGGUCGAUUCAGUUUUAACCUGAAAAAAAAUGGAGAAAAAAAAAAAAAAAGGAAUGCCUUUCAAAGGGAAUAAAAAUAUUGCGAGACUGCUCAAGGAUCGCAAUAUUAUCUAAGGUUAAAUCAGACUUUUUUGUCUGAGUGAUAAUUAUCUAUUUAUUAUUUAGCUGAACUGAAACAGAGCUUUGCUUUGACAGAAGAGUAUUCUCAUUUAAAAGAAAGCCCGUCUCCCCCAUCAACAUGAAGUGUUUCAUAUGUGUUUUGGAGUACUCUACCUGUUAAGCUUAUUUUAGAGCUACUGCAAUUCAAUUGCAAAUGCCGUUUAAAAAAAAAAAAAGAAAGAAAAAGUUUAGAGAAAAAAAUCCUUCAUCAGUUUAGAGUUCUUUUUUUGGUUUACUUUUGUAAUGUGUAUAUUUUGACUAAUGUUUGUGAAUGAAGCUGGCUAACAUGUAUUUAGUUUCAUUUUGGCUUUAUGUAAUAUAAAGUGAAAAAAAAAAUUAAGUAAUGGUUUUAACAUUUACGUGUAAAUGGUUUUCUUGUGUGAUCUUCUAAUUUAAAGUUAGACGUCUAAACUAUAUCUGUAAAUUAGAUUCCGACUACCACUCUGUUCAUUUUUGAACAAAGAGUUUAAAUAAAGCCUGAAGCAGGGAAAAGAGAAAA
This is a messenger RNA of Haemorhous mexicanus (house finch), 2601 nucleotides long. RefSeq names its product SRY-box transcription factor 21 (gene SOX21). The coding region runs from base 296 to 1141 and encodes 281 amino acids. Lineage: Eukaryota; Metazoa; Chordata; Aves; Passeriformes; Fringillidae. The record is from RefSeq and is a predicted model, not a curated record. Gene Ontology annotation, molecular function: DNA-binding transcription factor activity, RNA polymerase II-specific; RNA polymerase II cis-regulatory region sequence-specific DNA binding. The transcript has a single exon. Gene Ontology annotation, biological process: cell differentiation; anatomical structure morphogenesis; regulation of DNA-templated transcription.